GGGAAGUUUUCUUUUUGUGUUUACCUGAGAACAUUUUCUGCCUUUUUGGACAGCAGGGAUUUCUGGAUUAGAACAAAGAUGGACAGUUAAGAAAAGUAUUGAGCAUCUCCAAGGAAAGAGAAAACAGUAUGACACAAAAUAGGAGCUUUCUCAGAAACCUUUUACUUUACAAGUGUCUGUUUGCAUUAACUUUUUGGAACCAUGUCAGCCUCUCUGUGGAAGAUGAACUCUUUACAUCCGUUUCUGAUAAUUUUCCAGCAGAUGGUUCUAACCAAACAACCACGAGCCUGCCACUCCUGUAUACGAAGAGUUCUGAGUCCAAAGCGAAUUUUGAUUGGGUUGUGAUACAAAAUACUACAGAAAGCCUGUCAUUGUCAGAAAUCACAAAUAACAAUGUAAAAAAAUUGGUAGAUUUAUUAUCUAAUUUUAGGCGAGGAUCAAGGUUACAAAAUCUGACACUGACACAGGUAUCAGUGGAUUGGAAUGCUCUUAUGAAAUUAUUUCAGACUGUAUGGCACUCAUCCAUUGAAUACUUCAAUAUUAGCUGUGUAACACAACUGUCAGAAAUUAAAAGAUAUGACUUUGACUAUUCAGGUACCUCUAUGAAAGCAUUGACAUUGAAGAAAAUUCAACUCAAGGAUUUGUACUUCACACAGGAUGACGUAUACAGAAUAUUUGCAAACAUGAAUAUUGCAGACAUGACAAUAGCUGAUUCAGAGAUGAUUCAUAUGCUUUGUCCUUCAUCUAAGAGUCCCUUUAGAUACCUAAAUUUUUUAAAGAAUGAUUUAACAGAUUUUCUUUUUCAAAAAUGUGACAACCUACUUCAGCUGGAGACAUUAAUCUUGCAGAAGAAUAAAUUUGAGAGCCUUCGCAAGGUAAGCUUCAUGACCAGCCGUAUGAAGUCACUGAAAUACCUGGACAUGAGCAACAACCUGCUGCGUCACGAUGGAGCUGACGUGCGAUGCCAGUGGGCCGAGUCUCUGUCAGAGCUGGACCUGUCCUCCAAUCAGCUGGCCGACGCCGUGUUUGAGUGCCUGCCAGCCAACGUCAAAAAACUCAGCCUACAAAACAAUCAGAUCAGCAACGUCCCCAGGGGGGUGGCCGCGCUGAAAUCCUUGGAAGAGCUGAACCUGGCGUCGAACAGGCUGGCUGACCUGCCGGGGUGCAGUGGCUUUGCAUCCCUGCAGUUCCUGAACGUAGAGAUGAAUUCCAUCCUCACCCCAUCUGCUGACUUCUUCCAGAGCUGCCCGAGGGUCAGGGAGCUGCAGGCCGGGCACAACCCGUUCAAGUGUUCCUGUGAGCUGCAAGCCUUUAUCGGCCUGGAGAGGCAGUCGGGGGGGAAGCUGUUUGGCUGGCCGGCGGCGUACGUGUGCGAGUACCCGGAAGGCUUGCGAGGAACGGAGCUCAAGGACUUCCACCUGAGCCAACUGGCUUGCAACACGACGCUCCUGCUUGUGACAGCUCUGCUGCUGACGCUGGUGCUGGUGGCUGUGGUGGCCUUUCUGUGCAUCUACCUGGAUGUGCCGUGGUACGUGCGGAUGACGUGGCAGUGGACGCAGACCAAGCGCAGAGCUUGGCACAACCCCCCCGGAGAUCAGGGGCCCGUUCUGCAAUUUCACGCCUUCAUUUCCUACAGCGAGCGCGAUUCGCUGUGGGUGAAGAACGAGCUGAUCCCCAACCUGGAGAAGGGGGAGGGCUGCGUACGGCUGUGCCAGCACGAGAGAAACUUUAUGCCUGGCAAGAGCAUUGUGGAGAACAUCAUUAACUGCAUUGAGAAGAGCUACAAGUCGAUCUUCGUGCUGUCUCCCAACUUUGUGCAGAGUGAGUGGUGUCACUAUGAGCUGUACUUUGCCCAUCACAAGUUAUUCAGCGAGAAUUCCAACAGCUUAAUCCUCGUUUUACUGGAGCCAAUCCCUCCGUACCUUAUCCCUGCCAGGUAUCACAAGCUGAAAGCUCUCAUGGCAAAGCGCACCUACCUGGAGUGGCCGAAGGAGAGGAGCAAGCGUGCCCUAUUCUGGGCUAACCUGAGGGCAGCCAUUAGCAUUAACCUGCCAAAAGCUGAUGAAAACUGGUAUGAGGAAGAAGCUUUCUAAUGGAGUUUCACGUGUUCUUUACUUUGUGAAACAAUAAAUAUGAUUUCCAUUCGUCGUAAAUAUAUAUUUCAUUUUUUGUUACAC
Molecule: messenger RNA, 2177 nt
Organism: Hirundo rustica (Barn swallow)
Lineage: Eukaryota; Metazoa; Chordata; Aves; Passeriformes; Hirundinidae
Product: toll-like receptor 1
Exons: 2
Coding region: 129-2093 (654 amino acids)
Biological process (GO): toll-like receptor signaling pathway; inflammatory response; immune response
Cellular component (GO): membrane
Molecular function (GO): lipopeptide binding; transmembrane signaling receptor activity; Toll-like receptor 2 binding
Source: RefSeq, a predicted model, not a curated record